Molecule: messenger RNA, 552 nt
Organism: Fusarium fujikuroi IMI 58289
Lineage: Eukaryota; Fungi; Ascomycota; Sordariomycetes; Hypocreales; Nectriaceae
Exons: 2
Coding region: 1-552 (183 amino acids)
Source: RefSeq, a predicted model, not a curated record
AUGGCAUCCGCAGAGGCUUUCAAAGAGCUCCCCAGGGACAUUGCUGCAGUCGAUGUCAAGGGCAUGACCUAUGUUUUCUUUGUCAACUCGAAUCACCAGCUCUGCUACCUUCUCUCUCCUGGACCGGAAACCAACGACUAUGAACCUAAGCUCGUCACGCUCACAGACGGAGAUCUGAAGGUCAAGUGCGGCAGCAGACAAAUCGCCGCCGCAGCUUGGCUGGGAGGAAAUGGCCAAGAGAUCCGCAUCUACUGCAUUGCUCCUGAAAAGGGACAAUGUGAGAACAAGGGGUAUAUCCAAGAGGUUUCUUACAGCGCUAGCACUGGAUGGGAGCAUGGCCUUCUCGGCUACAAGGAGGAGGAUAGGCCGUAUGUUGACAAGGAUGCCUCACUAACGGCAUCCGUUCACGCUUGGCCUGACAAGACGGAUAUCAAGGUUUUCGCCUCUGGAAAAGGCGAGAAUGGACGACCUAAGAUCACUAUGCAUCAGUACAGCUAUGGCCAUAAGAAGUGGCUGGGCAAGGUUAUCAGUAACAAGGUCUCGGAUUGGUAG